Messenger RNA from Gekko japonicus, 767 nucleotides. Its product is annotated as renalase-like. The coding region runs from base 1 to 678 and encodes 225 amino acids. Lineage: Eukaryota; Metazoa; Chordata; Lepidosauria; Squamata; Gekkonidae. Gene Ontology annotation, molecular function: oxidoreductase activity, acting on NAD(P)H. The record is from RefSeq and is a predicted model, not a curated record. Gene Ontology annotation, cellular component: extracellular region. The transcript is spliced from 5 exons.
AUGCGUAAAGAGUUGGUCAGCCUCAACCUCAGUGGGGUUGAGGACCCUACAGCUAGAUGGAUCCUUCCUGGACUGCAUUUCUUGACAGACUGGUCUGCUUGCCUCCAUCUUUUUCACCUGGAAAGGGGUUCGUUUGGGAGGCAACAUUUGGUUGCAGGGAGGCAUCUCAGGAGAGUAAUUAACAGAAGUCAAAGGCAGCAACUGGAAUCUGUGAGCUACUCCUCUCGCUAUGCUCUGGGCCUUUUUUAUGAAGCUGGCACACAGAUUGAUGUCCCUUGGGCAGCACAGUACAUCUCCAGUAAUCCCUGCAUACGCUUCAUCUCCAUCGAUAAUAAGAAGCGCAAUAUAGAAUCACCAGACAUUGGGCCAUCUGUUGUUGUCCACACUAGCGUGCCCUUUGGAAUCGAACAUUUGGAGUGGAACAUAGAAAAAGUGCAGCAGUUGAUCCUAGAACACUUAAGAGGUAUUAUACCUGUUAUACCUGAACCUGAAAGUGUCAAGUGCCAGAGAUGGAGAUAUUCUCAGGUUACUAAAGCUUUCCUUGGCUGUCCAGGACAAAUAACUCUUCAUACCCAACCAUUCCUUGUGUGCGGCGGCGAUGGAUUUAUUCAUUCCAACUUUGAUGGUUGUAUAGAGUCAGCCAUCAGUAUUGUGGAGGCUUUAAAGUCCAGUUUGUAGGAUUUUCAUUGGGCUUCUUUUCCAGCAUCAGUUUAUAUCGAUGAUGAAUUAUACAAUGAUAUACUAAAACUCCGUAUACUUGACCCGCU